This is a messenger RNA of Sparassis crispa, 4017 nucleotides long. RefSeq names its product Beta-mannosidase B. Bases 1 to 4017 code for a protein of 1338 amino acids. The record is from RefSeq and is a predicted model, not a curated record. NCBI's taxonomy places the organism in Eukaryota, Fungi, Basidiomycota, Agaricomycetes, Polyporales, Sparassidaceae. Gene Ontology annotation, molecular function: beta-mannosidase activity; transmembrane transporter activity. The transcript is spliced from 32 exons. Gene Ontology annotation, biological process: carbohydrate metabolic process; transmembrane transport; glycoprotein catabolic process.
AUGUCUCCUACUUCUAUCACUGACCUCAAAAGGUCAGAUGACCCUGCGCGGCAUCUAGAAACCGCUCAUAGUGACACCGACCAAGAGUUCGGUGGCCACGAAGCCCGGAAGAAGCUUGAGAGGAAGCUUCUUCUCAAGCUCGACUUACGUGUUUCUAUGCUUAUUAUAAUCUACAUCUUGAAUUAUAUCGAUCGUAAUAAUGCGGCUGCUGCGAGAUUGCGUGGCUUUGAGCAAGACUUGAAGCUCACAGACCAGCAGUUCGACACACUACUGAGUAUCACUUAUGUCGGAUACAUUCUCAUGCAAGUACCAUCAAACAUGUUCCUGAAUUAUAUUGGGAAGCCCUCCAUAUACCUCCCGAUUUGCAUGAUCCUCUGGGGGACCAUAACUUGCUUGACGGGCGUGACCACAGGUUUCGCUGGUGCCCUUUUGACUCGAUUCUUCCUGGGAUUCGUCGAAGCGGCAUUCUUCCCAGGAGCUCUCUUCAUUCUUUCCAAGUGGUAUAAACGAUCCGAGCUCGGCCUGCGUACUGCGCUCCUUUCUUGCGGUAGUCUCAUCAGUAACGCGUUCGGAUCGCUAAUCGCCUCUGGUAUUUUGGACAAUAUGGAGGGUAAACGGGGACAUGCUGCUUGGCGGUGGUUGUUCUACAUCGAAGGCGCCAUCACCGUUUUCGUCGCUGUCUGCUCCUUUUUCAUCCUACCCGACUUCCCAUCCACUUCGCGGAGAUGGUUAAGCCCUAUUGAAGAGCGCCUUGCACUGAAGCGUAUGGAAGAGGACGUAGGCAUCGGCGACGAGGAGCAGACAGAGACGGGCGGCGCUUUACACGGGCUAGCGUUGGCGUUCAGCGACUGGAAGGUGUGGUGGCUUGCGGUAGCACUGACGAGCAUUGUACUCUCGCUGUCGUUCAAUGCCUUUUUCCCGACGCUGAGUGCGACUAUGGGGUAUAGUACGCUCGUGUCGCUGCUGCUCUGUGCGCCUCCCUGGGUGUUCGCGACGCUGGUCGCGUUUGCGGUGACUAGACAUUCGGAUGCCACUCAGGAACGGUUCUACCACAUCAUCAUCCCUCUCUUCUUCGGCAUCGUUGGGUUUGUGAUCGCGGUGUCGACGAUGGAUAAGGCUGCGCGAUACGUCUCUUUGUUCCUCAUGGCGCAAUCGUACUCCGGAUUCAUCACUUUCCUCGCAUGGAUGAGUAGCUCCAUUCCGCGACCCCCGUCCAAGCGUGCCGUCUCGCUCGCGUUCAUAAAUGCCUUCUCUCAGUUGGGAAAUAUAGCUGGAUCAUACACCUGGCCGGCCAAUUGGGGCAUGACAUAUCGCUACUCGUACGCCAUUUGUAUCUCGACGAACGGGUUGGGUAUUAUUAUGUGCUACAUGUUCAAACUACAUCUUAAGCAUCUGAACAAGGAGAUGGAGAAGAAGGAGGAGCGAGAGGGGACAGUGAACGGUUUCCGGCCACGGGCCAUCGACCAGGGUUGGACGUUUACCCAGAUCGGCGGCGGCGACGUCGUCAAGAACGGUGAGUGGCUUGCUGUGCAUGAGUUCCCAACGACCGUGCAUGUCGAGCUUCUCAAGUACAAGAAGAUCCCAGACCCGUUCGUCGGGUUGCAUGAAUGGGAUGUGCAAUGGGUCGGCGAGGUCCCUUGGGCUUUCAGGGCCACGUUUAGUGCCAGCCAAGCCGAAGUGUCUGCGCCUAACGCGGACCUCGUAUUCGACGGUCUUGAUACAUUCGCAGUGGUCGAGCUCAACGGGCACAAAAUCUUAGAGACUGAAAAUCAGUUCAUCGCUCACCGCGUGAAUGUCAAGCAAUACCUUAGAUUGGGGGACAACGACCUUGUUAUCAACUUUGCCAGUGCAUUCCGUAAGGGUCGGGAGGUCGAGAAACAGCACACUAAAUUGAACCUGUGGAAUGGCGACUCAAGUCGUCUCCACGUCCGCAAGGCUCAAUACAACUACGGAUGGGACUGGGGCCCAGUACUCAUGACCGUUGGUCCAUGGAAGCCCAUCAAAUUCGAGACGUACCAGGCGCGCAUCACAGACGUCGAUGUUCGCACCAGGGUUGCGGAAGACCUUUCCGCGAACGUCGAGGUCAACUUCUCGCUGUCGAAUGCAGAUCACAGUAUUGCCUCUGUUAGCCUCAAGGGUGCAGGUGACUCCCUCGUGGUUGGCCAAACGGAUGUCAAGAUCAACCAUUCCACUGCCAAGGCGCAGUUUAAGUUGUCAGCGGGCGCAUUUGAAUUAUGGUAUCCUGUUGGUUAUGGCAAGCAGCCGCAGUACACCGUCGAGAUCCAGGUGGCCGAUCAGAGCGGUAAUGUGCUGGACAAGAAAAUCCAGAAAAUCGCAUUCCGCCGUGCGCGUGUAGUCCAGGAUGAGUUGAUUGGCCAGGAAGGCCGCACAUUCCUCUUCGAGAUCAACAACAUCAGGAUAUUUUGCGGAGGUUCUAACUGGAUUCCUGCCGAUUCGUUCCUCACUACGAUGACCCCAGAGAGGUACCGCGCAUGGUUGCAGUUGCUGAUUGACGGCAAUCAGAACAUGGUCCGUGUGUGGGGAGGAGGAAUCUAUGAGGCUGAUGUCUUCUAUGACAUUUGUGAUGAAUUGGGCAUCCUAGUAUGGCAGGACUUUAUGUUCGGAUGCGGUCAAUAUCCCGCGUACGGUUCGUUCACGAAGUCUGUCCAAUUGGAAGUCGAGCAAAAUGUCAAGAGGCUCAGACAUCAUCCGUCAGUCGUAAUCUUCGCCGGAAACAACGAAGAUUAUCAGCUCGCUGAGUCGUGCAAGCUCGAUCUGGACUACAAUGACGAGAAGUCCGAUUUCCGCCAUUCAACUUUCCCUGCUCGUUACAUCUAUGAGCGCCUUCUCCCCUCUGUCGUGGAGAAGCUGAGUGAUAUUCACUAUCACCGCAGCUCGCCAUACAGUGGGUUUGGGAAGGUCACCACUGACCGGCACUACGGUGAUCUCCAUCAAUGGAACGUGUGGCAUGGCUCACAGGAACCGUGGCAUAACUGGGAUAUCUUGUCCGGCCGUUUCGUUUCUGAAUUUGGAAUGGAAGCUUAUCCUGACAUCCGUACUGUGGAUUACUGGAUCGGUGAAAAUAAGUCUGAGCGGUAUCCCCAGUCAAGGAUCAUGAACAAUCACAACAAGGCUGAUGGCUUCGAACGCCGACUCGAGCUAUACCUCGUGGAGAACUUCAAGCAUGCCUUCGACGUCGAGAGUUAUGUGUACUACACCCAGAUCAUGCAGGCCGAGACCCUUGCUUCUGCAUACCGUCUCUGGAGACGUAACUGGCAAGGCAAGGGCAAAGAAUACACCGCCGGUGCCCUCGUGUGGCAGAUCAAUGACUGCUGGCCUGUGACCUCGUGGGCCAUAGUCGACUACUUCUUGCGCCCGAAGCCGGGCUACUUCACCAUUAAGCGCGAGCUUCGUCCAUUCACGGUCGGCAUGACUCGCAAGGAUGAAACGACAUUUGCUGAUGACCUCACUGCGGCCUUCUUCACCAUCGAGACCGUGCUUGAGAUCUGGGGUACCAACAGCACGUUGUCGGACACGAAGGUGACGCUCUCCGUUUCUGCGUUCGACCUGCACUCGGAGUGGAGGUACCACUUCGACAAGCCUGUCGUGCUUGCUGCGAAUGCGAGCACGGAGCUCUACAAGGGCGAGCUGCCGGGCCAGCCCAAGCGCACGAAGAAGAGCGAGAUCCCCAAGGCGAUCAUCGUCUCCGCGCGGCUAAUUGACGAGAACGGCGUCGUUCUCGGGCGGUACUCCAACUGGCCCGAGCCGUUCAAGUUCAUUAAUUUCCCGGCCGUCGAGGAUCUCGGGUUCAAGAUCACCCGCGGGUCUGACGGCGAAUCUGUAGAGCUCUCGACCCGGAAACCCGUCAAGGGAAUCGUGCUCGACGUCGAUGGAGAAGCGGCGCAGUGGAGUGAUCAGGCCAUUGAUCUCGUGCCCGACGACCCACAGGUGAUCAAGGUGGUGGGCCUGAACGGCAGGCAGGUCAAAGCUCGGUUCCUCGGGGACGGCACUGCGUGA